CUUACUGCCAAGAUUAUUAUUAGCACGCGGAAAUUCAAAGAGGGGAGAGUGGCUAUUAGGGCACAGGAGACUAGUAGAAUAAGUGUGAUUAAAGACCAAAAAAAUAUCAACAUUCUGGCCUUGGCCAAACAACGCAAAGACCAACAAUCCAAGGCUGAGCUGGAUACGAACAAAAAGGGGCGACUCGAAAUUCUAGGCAUUAGUAUCGCCGCAAGGAGCGGCCCCCUUCCACCUUUGCUUUCUGGACAAAGCAAUUGGUACUAAUUCAAGGCUCAUCCCGGCGACACAAUGUCUUUAAAGCAGGAGAUAGAAUCGUGGGUGUCGGCCCUGAGUCGAUAUGACAACAAUGAAUUCGAAGAGGCGCUGAAGGAAUUCGACAACAUCUCGGAUACGUCCAAGAUUCUGUUUAACAUGGGUGUUAUACAUGCGACGCUAGGAGAGCACGAGAAAGCUGUCGAAUGCUACCAGAGGGCGAUCCGGCUAGAUCAAUAUCUUGCCGUGGCUUAUUUCCAGCAGGGUGUAUCUAACUUCCUGCUCGGCGACUUCGAAGAGGCGUUGGCGAAUUUCAACGAUACCCUGCUAUAUCUCCGAGGCAAUACGAUGAUCGACUACGCGCAACUGGGUCUGCUGUUCAAACUGUACUCUUGCGAGGUGCUGUUCAACCGAGGUCUCUGCUAUAUCUACUUGCAACAGAAGGACGCGGGUUUGCAGGAUCUGAAUUUCGCGGUGAAGGAGAAGGUUGUCGAGGACCACAAUGUUAUCGACGAGGCUAUUAGGGAAGAGGCCGAGGGCUAUACUGUAUUCUCCAUCCCCGUGGGAGUUGUAUACCGGCCCAACGAGGCCAAGGUGCGAAACUUAAAGACGAAGGACUACCUAGGAAAAGCCCGUCUAGUCGCCGCCUCCGACAGGGCGAACGCAUUCACGGGCUUCGCCGGAUCAGAGAUCAAGAACGCCGGAAGGGCAGUCGAGAAGGACGACCGUCCGGCAGAUAACAUCUCGUUCGCGGCGACGAACCUCGUCAAACCAGGCCUGCAGAGCAAGCGACAACAGUCGGAACCACCCGCCGGCCGCAACGCAUUCCCUCCCACGCCGCCGCCCGAGAACGACAAGCCCGCGGCCGUGACCCGCGCCGCUUCCGUCCGCAACGGCCCGAAGCCGAUGCCCGCUCGACUCAACAUCCCCGAGCCGUCCAAGAGCAACCGCUACGACAAGAUGAACUCCCCGCGCAGCGAGCGCAAGGCGCCGUCCAGGUCCGCGUCGGAGAUGAGGUCGCCGCCGCGCAGCUUCUCGCGCGCGGAGCAGCCCCGGAUGCGGCGCUCGAGGAACGAGGACGACGGAUACCCGGAAGAUGUGUACGACAUGUACGGGGGCGGCAGCGGGGGCGGGGGCGGAGGCGGUAGCAGUGUAGGCCGGGGCCAGAGCCGGCGGAAUCCGCGGUACAUCGAGGAGGAGGAGGAAGCCAGCGACUACGACUCGUUCGACGAGGGGGAAUUCGAAAUGGUGACGAGCCGACGGCCGGGCACGUCCGUGGCGGGGGGGUCCUCGCGCGGCGGCUCGAGACGGCCUGAGAUCCGCAAGGUGCGCAUAAAGGUGCACGCGGAAGACGUGCGGUACGUCAUGGUCAGCACGACGAUCGAGUUCUCGGAGCUGGUGGACCGGAUCCGGGAUAAGUUUGGCCUGCGCCGGCGCUUCAAGCUCAAGGUGCGCGACGAGGAUGUGCCGCAGUCGACGGAUAUGAUUACCAUGGGCGACCAGGACGAUCUGGACGUCGCCAUGAUAGGUGUUAAGCAGAUGGCGCGGAAGCAGAGGUUGGAUAUUGGCAAGUUGGAGAUAUGGGUCCAAGAGAUCUAGACGUUUUUCUUUCCUUUCGUGUGCGGCAUUACGAUUACAAACGAUACCCAGCAUUGCGAUCUGAAUCUGAACUUCAUACGAUGUAACGAAGAGACUAUCAUCUUAGCUUCGGCUCGUCUCGGCAUUUUUAUCACUAUAUACUACUACUACUACUAUCUAUUACUACCGAUCUUUACUCUUCCAUUUUAUUACCCAAUCCCCAACCCCCUACCCCUUUU
This is a messenger RNA of Daldinia loculata, 2069 nucleotides long. RefSeq lists its product as uncharacterized. The coding region runs from base 289 to 1851 and encodes 520 amino acids. NCBI's taxonomy places the organism in Eukaryota, Fungi, Ascomycota, Sordariomycetes, Xylariales, Hypoxylaceae. Gene Ontology annotation, molecular function: protein binding. The record is from RefSeq and is a predicted model, not a curated record. The transcript is spliced from 5 exons.